Pseudogymnoascus destructans is the source of this 1626-nucleotide messenger RNA. RefSeq lists its product as uncharacterized. Gene Ontology annotation, cellular component: extracellular region; cell surface. The transcript has 4 exons. The record is from RefSeq and is a predicted model, not a curated record. Lineage: Eukaryota; Fungi; Ascomycota; Leotiomycetes; Thelebolales; Thelebolaceae. Gene Ontology annotation, molecular function: beta-glucosidase activity. Gene Ontology annotation, biological process: glucan catabolic process. Bases 343 to 1626 code for a protein of 427 amino acids.
CGUUGAUAGGAGGUCUUGCUCGACCGACGUCAAGACGGGACAAGGCUGUAGUGGGGUAGGUGUCGGGGUGUCGGGGCAUCUCAACAUAUGUAAGAGCGCUGUUCCUUCAACAGUCUGUUUUCAGUCAUUGUAUGUCCCUUGAUAUUUUCAAGAAAAUUUCAGGAGAUACCUUGUUAUGGUUUUACAGAGACGUUUCUUGUUUCUUAGUGUUGAUUAUUCGCAACGAUCUUGCUGUUUAACGUUGCUUUAACAUAAUCUCCGGUGCAGCUCCAAAUCUCGCAAUCAUGUCAAGUGGUCGUCGGGAAGCCCGUGAUUCUGCGCGGUGCAGCCCUGGGAGGCCGGAUGAACAAGGAGAACUUCAUCACUGGCUACCCUGGACAUGAAUCGGAGCACCGCGCGGCCAUGAAGAAGGUUCUGGGGCAAGAGAACUACGAGUUCUUCUUCGACAAGUGGCUUGAGUAUUUCUUUACAGAUGCCGAUGCUGUUUUCUUUGCUAGCUUGGGGCUCAAUGCUCUCAGGCUACCGUUCAACUACCGACACUUUGAGGAUGAUAUGAAUCCGAGGGUGUUGAAGGGAGAGGGAUUCAAGCAUUUGGACCGCGUUAUUGAUCUCUGUGCCAAGCAUGACAUCUACACAAUUCUGGACGGUGCCAGGUGGACAAAGCCAAGACUGGCUGGCACUCUGAUAACCACUCUUCCUGGGCGUCUUUUUGGGAUUAUAAAUACCAUCAAGACUGGGAACCCUUGGGUCGCAGGUUACAACCCUAUCAAUGAGCCGUGUGAUCCUGAGCAUGUCCGCCUUCCUGCCUUCUACCAGCGCCUGGAGAGGCCAUCCGUGCCAGAUCACAUCCUCUGGCUUGAUGGAAAUACAUUCGCAAUGGAGUUUGUCGGCUUCGAGCCCCUCGUUUCCGGCCCCACUAAGCUCCCCAACACUGCUUACAGCAACCACGACUACAACUCCAUGGGCUUCCCCUCGGGGGACGCAUACCUUGGCACAGACGAGCAGAAAUCCAGGCUUGAGAAAUCAUUCCGCCGCAAGGCGGAGUGGAUGGCUAAAUACGAUGUGCCGUGCUGGAACGGCGAGUUCGGGCCAGUCUACAGCAUCCAUGAGAAAGACGAAGCUGCGAAAAAGAUCAAUGAGCAGCGCUAUAACAUGCUCGCGGAGCAACUGAAUAUUUACGAUAAGCACGCUAUCCCCUGGAGCAUCUGGCUAUAUAAGGACAUUGGCCUGCAGGGUAUGAUCUACACGGACCCGGAGUCGAAGUGGAAUCGUACUAUUGCCCCUUCCCUCCAGAUCAAAGUGGAUGCCCAGCUAGAUGCGUGGGGAUCGUAUCCCGGCGCCUCCAUGGAGUCGGUAAUGGCCCCGCUUGUGGCAGAGCUUGAGAAGGUGAACCCGGAUGCGAAGGAUGAGUACCCAACUCCGUGGAACGUGGAGUGUCAUGUCAGGCGCGCGGUUCUUCAGACGUUCUUGUCACGGACGUUGUCGGAUAAGUUUGCCCAGCAGUUCAGUGGAAUGGGCAAGGAAGAGCUGGAGGAGUGCGCGAAGAGCUUCCACUUUGACCAGUGCAAGAAGCGGGAUGGAUUGAAUGAUAUCCUGAGGGAUCAUGCGAAGUUGAGCCAUGCUUAG